Molecule: messenger RNA, 6786 nt
Organism: Myzus persicae (green peach aphid)
Lineage: Eukaryota; Metazoa; Arthropoda; Insecta; Hemiptera; Aphididae
Exons: 8
Coding region: 716-2404 (562 amino acids)
Biological process (GO): stabilization of membrane potential; potassium ion transmembrane transport
Cellular component (GO): membrane
Molecular function (GO): potassium ion leak channel activity
Source: RefSeq, a predicted model, not a curated record
CGUGUGCCAUGCAUGCCAUAGUUACGGUUCUGCGUGAGUUUCGUCCCGGUGUAGAUAUCGCGUGUUUAUCGUGUGAGUAAACUACGAGAGAUUUUCGUUUUUAAUUUUUUUUUUUUUUUUUUGAUACGUUAAAAAACCCGUAUAAUUCACUUUUACGGUUCACGGUGUUGUGCGGUCAACGUAAUAUUAUUAAUUAUCAUGUCGGUCGGCGAAUAAAAAACGGUUUGUCGGAAAAUGGGAUACUCCUCGGAACGUUCGUAAUCGAGCUGAAUAUUCAGACAUUUUGAAAUCAAAAGGGAUGUAAAUUUUUAAUUGUAUACCGAUUCGAGAAAUGCGUUGAUGAUAUUUGAAUAACGAAACAUGAUAUUAUGCUGUGGCCUGUGAGUUAUGAUAUUUCUAGUGAUGGAAGACUGCCUCAGCGCUGUUCAUGUAUGUAAAAUCACAAUAAAAUGAACUAAUUAUUUUGCAAAAUAAUUUGACAAAAAUUACCAACGUGAUGACAGAAUUAUAUUGGCAAACACAAAACUAGAUUAAUCAGCAGUUCAUAAUACUUGAAUCCAUGAGAUGUUCGGUGAACGUUGCCGGUCCGACCCAGUGUUCGACGGAACCGGCGUCUGCAGCGUCGCCAUUUCCGCGGUCACUUCCGGUGAUUGACGGCCGUAUCGCGUAAGGCGGCGGCGGUGUCAGCGGCAGCCACUGCUGCUGCUGCAUCGCCAUGGACCGGACGCCGUCGUGCUGUUCGCAACCGGUGGCCGCGGCGGCAGCCGUGUACAACUACGGCGUGGCCGGCGCGAAGAUCGGCGGUUACGCUUCGUCGUACGACAGCCGCCCGCUGUCCACGUCAUCGUCGUCGGCGGUCGGCGUGACGACGGUGGUGGACGACGGCCAAGGGUGUUUCUGUUGCGACAGCGACGACGACAGCGUGGAGCGAGCCCGCGUGGCCCACGCCAAGCGCAAGUGCUACAAGAGCUGCCUGCGGAACGCGUUCGUGUGCGCCCUGCUGGUGUCGUACACGUUUGCCGGCGCGCUGAUAUUCCUCAGCAUUGAGGGUGACGUGGACGCGGACACCGUUGACGGUGACGACGGUGGCGGCGGCGGCGGCGGCGGCGGCAGUCCCGUCCGACUGGCCGGUCUGAUGCCCGCCCAACAGCAGAACCUGACGACCGCCUUGCUGGCCGCGGCGGCCGCUGGUGAAGAGAGUCGCGCCCGGACCGUGGAGACCAUAUGGGAGAUUACGGUCAACUUGAACAUACUGUACCGGGAGAACUGGACCCGGCUGGCUGCGCAGGAACUGAACCGGUUCCAAGAGGACCUGAUACGCCGCCUCACGCAGCAGAUGGAAAUCGAAUCGGCCGCGGUCAGCUACCCCACCGGUGGCUUCAUCGCCGACCACGGAAUUGACUCAGUGGACAGCACCUUCGAAUGGAACAUGGCCACGUCGUUCCUAUACUGUCUGUCCAUACUCACCACGAUCGGAUACGGAAACAUCACACCGAAGACCGCUAUAGGUAAAAUGGUUACAAUGGUGUACGCGUUGAUUGGCAUCCCAUUGAUGUUAGUGUACUUAUCAAGCAUUGGUGGUCUGUUGGCGUGGUGUGCCCGAGGAAUAUUUACCAGGUCGCUAUGCUGUUGUCUGUGCUCCAAGUGUGGGUAUUGCUGUUACGACGAAAAACUGAUGGAGGAAAAAGAGCGGCGGAUGAAGUUAAAGCGCGAGCGGAAGGAGUACGACAUGCAAAUGAAAACGUUCUCCGGCCACGCGCUCGAACCGUACUACGUGCGGCCGGGUGACGCGGACGACGGCGUGUUCCUGAGGGUGUCCGACCGGACAGCUGCCAGUGCUGCGUCGGCGGCCGCUGCAACGUCCGAUUCAGCGUCGAUGGCUGCCGCGGAGCUGGCCGCGGCCGCUGCGGACAGUGCCAGUUUCGUGCCACUUCUGUUGGUCGGCUUCGCGUUCAUGUCCAUGUAUAUUGGCUGCGGCGCGGCCAUCCUGCACCGGCUUGACGGCGGCGGCAAGUCAUACCUGGACUGCGUGUUCUUCUGCUUCAUGUUGCUCAGCACCAUCGGUUACGGUAACUCGAGGUCAAUGGACGUGACGCUCACCGGCACGGCCACAGUUUGGUUCUGUUCCGUCUACAUACUGUCCGGCAUGGCGCUUACGGCCAUGUGCUUCAACAUUGUACACCACGGCGUGUCCACCAAACUCAAGACUCUGUACCGGCCCGCGACGGCACAGACAAGCGACGGCGGUGGUGCGUGCUGCAGCGGCGUCAUUCCGGCACAGCAACAGCAACGCGAAGACUGCGGCGUCGGCGGUUGCGGGGGCAGUAUUAGCGAUCUGACGUUGUCGUCUACGCGCGGAACAGCCUCUAACACCGCCGGCGUCACCGCUUCCACAAAAUCCUGACACGCGAAACGUGGCCGCGGUGGCCAUCCCGGGCCGUCGGCAGACCGCGGCUGCGAUGACGGCGGCGGCGGCAGCGGCGGCGACGACGACAACGAUCGCCACCACCGCGAUUGCUGUGCUGCGGCGGCCGAGUGUGGCGGGCCCGCGGCCGUGAUGGCCAACUAUAUAGGCCACAACGGGUACCCGCAACCCGAGAUCGUGGCCAUUGCCACCGGGGGAAAACCCAGCGGCGCAGUCAGCCCGGCUACAUUGGCCGCAGACUGCUUCGAUAUCAAGUUCGGUAGCGUCCUGCAAGAGUCGCCGCCGCCAUCCAUGUCUGUAGUCGACCUGACCAACUUGGACACGAUCGCGGAGGCUGAUGAUUCCGUCGAAAUGUGAAAAUGCGGAUCUCGGUGCCUUUUUUGAAAGAAAAAAAAUGUCAUACGUUGUCUGCUUUAUCCGUCGUGGCAUAACAAUAUCUAAUAUUAUUACUAUUAUAAUUAUUAUUAUUAUCUCAUCAUUAUAAUAUAAUGCGACUUGUAUAACAAAUUAACAAUGUAUUAAUCAUGUUAUCGACGUUUUACGUCUAAUGGCCAAGCGAAAAAUAUGUAGGUACCUAACUAGUUAUUUCUACUAACAUAUGUAAUCUGGGGUAAAUUCUUUACGGGGGGCAGUCUGUGAUAAAAUUUAAAACCUAUGAAGUAGAAAGACACUAUUACCCACUCAGUAAAAUAUCUUAACGGCAAUUACCUCCCUUGUCCCCUAAAGAUUACGCAUAUGCUUCUACUGGCCGAUGUGCAGUGUUAGAAAAAGAAAAAAUUGUUUACGUGCAUUAUUGGUUUAUGUGACAAGGCUAUAGCAAUAAACUAAUUAUAAAACUUCUAAAAUUUAGAUUUUAUUUUUAAUGAACCCGAUGAUAAUGUUUUAACCAGAAUAACAGACCGGCGAUAGAUUAUUAUACGUUUAACCAAUAACUGUAAUACUUCACUCUCUAAUUGAGGAUACCCAUUACUCAACACGUUUAGUGUUAAAUAAUGUAAACAAUUGCUGUUCCAAUAUCAUUAUACCAUAAUACAUUAGUAGUCCAAUCAUUUUAAAUAUUGAAGCAAUAACUCCAUCCAAAUAUUUAAAUACACGCGUUACAACUUACAAAUGAUUAUUAUUUUAACAGACAAACGCUAAUAAUUAUUAGGUACAUUUUUUAUUACAGUCUAGAACGAACCAAUAAUUUUUAUGAUGAUCCUACACAAACAAUUGCGAAUUAAAUGAUUUUUUGAAUCAAUAUUGAUAAAAAUCUGUUCAUCUCUUAGUACUUUUUUUAUAAAACUCUCAUUUAAUGUCUGUAAUUUCAAUGUGGGUACACUGAAAUAUUUUCAUUCUUGUUUUAAAUGCAAUAAAAGUAAAUCUAAAAAGAACAUUGGCAAAAAUAUAAUCACGAAUUCCAGUACUCAUUGUAAAUAAACCGAACUUAUACCUAAUAAAUUAGGUAACCCACUCAAAUUACCUUACUGUAUUUGCAGUACCUAGGUAUUCGAUAACACAAUAGUAACUGGCUAUAAAUCCACAGACUUGUUAUUUCGUUUAGAAAAUAAGGUAUGCAUUCUGUUAAAUAUUUCUUUGAAAUGUUAUGAGUGUUUUAAACUAAUUUUACAAGCAAUUGUGACACUAUUUUCCCACCCUGAAAAAGAUACCUCAUUUAUAUAUUUUUAUAACGCUCAAUAUUUUUCUUUGAAUUUAUUUUAGUAAGUGACUAACAGAUUUUUUUUCAUUUCCGAAAAUAGCAUUUGUUUGGACAGCCCGGCAUGACUAAAAAAAAAUCCAUAAUAAAUUAAACAUUACAUUCUAAAAAGUGUAUAUUACCUACGAUUUUAAUUUAAUUAUAUUACUAAAUAAUGAAUUCAAAAUGUUUAGUAAUUAUUUCACCAAGUUAAAUUACAUACCCAUUACAUUUUCACAACCUACCAAAAUUAUUUAAUUUAAAUGUUUUAAAUGUUAUAUUGUAACAAUGAUAUAGCAUUCCCUUGUUUGUGAAAUACAUUACCUACCUAUAUCUGUGUAUAAGUGUAUCAAAUUAUUAUUAUGUAUGAAUCCAGAACAUAUUAUAAUAUUAAUAAUACCCGUGUCGAACAAUUUUCUAAGAUUUAAUUGUAAACAUUAAAAAUUCUACUUUUAUUUGUACCUAUUAAUUUGUAUUAAAUUUGUAUUUCUUUAAAAAAACGAAUUAUUGCCUACGUCAAGUUUUGAUCACAUAUGUAUUUAGUUUUUUGACAUUUUUAAACAUAUUUAAUUUAAUCAUUAAAACAACUUAAAAGUCGGCAAUUUAUGUUUUUUAGUUUGCCUAGUUACCGUCAAACAGGAUUACAUGAGGUUAGAAGAAGUUACUCGAGACAGUUCUAAAAUUGUAUUAAAAAUUAAGAGACUAUAAAUAAAGAUGUUUAACUUAACAAGUUACAAAAACAAGUGUCUUAACUAAUCCGAUAAGAAUAUUUAAAUGUUCAAAUUUUAUUAUGAAGAGUAUGUAAAAUUAAAUACAUAGGUACCAUGAGUCCUUCCGACUUAUUUUAUUUGUGUCUACCUGCUGUCUCUAGUUUCACACAGUCUAACGUAACACAAAAUGAUUACAAUUAUUUUAUAAAAUCCAAUUCUUCAAUAGUAUAAUAGUGUUAUUGUAGUACCGUAAAUAAUUAAGGUUUUUGCAGUAUAACUAGAUAUAUCUACUACACGAAUAAAACUUCUUACCAAGUCGAAAUAAAAAAUCUCAAUGACUCUAACACAAUUUAAUUUUGUUAAUAAUUUUGUGAAGAAAAUAUAAUUGAAUGUAAUUAAAUAACAUUUAAAAGUGAUGAAAAGAUAACUAAUAGGUAAUCGGCACAAAAAAUAAAAUAUGUUUUUAGUCCAAGUUUACCAGUUUGAUUGCAAACUGUUUAGGUUUUACAAUUAUUUCAUUAUUUUACUUCCUUAAGUAUGUCGCAUAUGCAAUAAUAGUUAUCAUUUAAUCAACUGAGUGUGUUACCACUAUACGUAUAGUAAUAUUGUUGUAACGCCGAUUUGUAAAUUUACUUGUAUUUAAUGUAAAGUGUUGUAAUUAGUACUAAAUAAUAAUGUAUAAUGUAUGAUAAAAUAUUCAUUAUAUCAGUUUUAUAAAGUGUGAUCAUUUUAUCAAUUAGUAACUAAAUUUCUCGGCCAGAUUACGUUGCAUUGAAUUCUGACUUUUCUUACAUAAGCUAGGGACUACAUAAAUACACAUUUAUAAAUAGCAACUUUAUAUUAUACUAUAUUUGAGUAAGCUUGUUUUUAAAAGUAAUUUUGAACUCAAUCACUAUGGCUCUAAACCUCUAAAUUCUAAAAUCAAAAUAAUCGACUGAAAUAUUUAAAAUUUAAUCUUACAUACUUUUUUUUACAUACUAAUGUUUAAAUCCAUUUACAUACAUUUGUUUUUUUUCGUAACAUGUUACUCUAAAUAUAGUAUCUCAUUUAGAUAAUAUUGAACAAUGUAUUUAAGUAUGGUCAAUACAAUUAUUUUUAAAUAGUAGUAAUAAUAAUUCAAACUAGAAAUGUUGCGAACUGUUUGAUAUUUAACACCAAUAGAAAAACAAAGUACCUAUUUAUGAUAACAUUUUAAAUGCCUCUCAUUCAGUACAUUUUUAAUUCAGAUAAUGUGUAUUUAGGUACCCAUCCUUAGUUGGUAAAAAAAGAUCUGAUUCAAUCCAACGUAAUCCGGCUGAGAAACUCCGGGGCCGCGGAUACACACGACGUUUUCAGAAGCAUUUCACAGUAUUCCGCAGAGUUUUCCGACAGAUUUAUUAUUCAUUGUUUUAUAUUUGACUGACUAAAAUACUUGACGACUGGGAUCCGCCGCGUUUUGAACCACCAGCCCUCGUUUUCCGAAGUAAUAAAAAACGCUAACUCUUAAUCUCACAAGUUUACCCAGCCACGAUGGGCUACACCAGUGACAGAAAACGAACCGUUUAUACCCUUAAUUAUUGUGUAUUAUAAUUUAGGCAGCGGAACAUAAUGUUGACGGAUAUGCUUCGUAUAUUAUAUUGUGAUGGUUGCGGUGAUGGAGUAAAAAACGUUGAGAAACACGAGCUGUAUGAAAUGCUUAGGAAAACGCCGUGUAGCCCCGGUUACUUAAAAAAAUGAUCGUACUGUAUAUUGUCCAUAUCUAACAUAUUACCUAACGAUAUCAAUCAGUUAUAAUAUUAUUUGUUUUCAACUAUGUGCAUGUAAAUAAAGUUGUACUGUUAAAUUGAUUAAAAUCUUUGUAUUGUUGUAUAAUUGUACCAUUCACAUGAUGUACUAAUGCAAUUGUAAAAAGAUAUCCUUUUAUGAUAGUAAAAGACAAAUGUUGUUUAUACAUUAAAUCACAAUUUACAACAAUAAUAAAAUGGGUAUCAUCACAA